AUGGCAUCGGUGGAUACUGUUAAGGUGUCAGUGGUGACCGAUCGAUCUCCUAACAUAAUUACUUGUUCUAGUACCUUUACAGCUGAAGAAUUAUGUAUACUUUUGUGCAAGAAGUACAACAUACCACCUCUGACGCGCACUUUAUUUGCAUUAAGAGUCAAAGGCUCAGAUUAUUUCCUCAAAGAUAACUACCUAGUUCUUUCAAGUUCUCGUGAUUAUGAAUUGAGAAUUCGUUUCAAGGUUCCUAGACUUGGUCUGCUUAUAACACUUGAUGAAACUACAUAUGAUUAUUAUUUUCAACAAGCCCGAAAUGAUGUAAAUGAAAAUAAGGUACCAGAAAUUAAGUAUCCAGAACACAAACAGGAACUUUUAGGAUUGGGUAUUGCUGAUAUGACACGUGCCAUUUUAGAAGAAAAAUUACCUCUGAAUGAUGUUGUGAGAAACUAUAAAAAAUAUAUUCCAAAGGUUAUAGUUAGAAGACAUGGUCCAUUUCCAAAAAAAUAUGCCCAUGAUUACCUUCCUCAGCUAUGUUCUGUAGGCCACAAUGUAAAUUAUGUAAAAAAUCUUUACUUACAACAAUUAUACGGUUUGGCCCCUAAUUACCUGUCAGAAGAAUAUGAUAAUAUUUUAUGGCAAAAUGGCGAAGAUGUUAUACCAGUACGUGUAAUUGUGGCGCCUUUUCAUCCUCAUCAACCUGGAAUUAGGCUGUACAAUACUUUAAAGCGGGAUUGGUUUCAUGUUUGCACAAUAGAAGAACUUAUUUAUUUAACAAGAAAUGGUGACAAUUCUGUAGAAGUUUCAAGAAGGGGGACACCACUAUUCUUCAAAUUCAAGACGGAGGAGCAACUUUCAUCAUUUAUUUCAAUAUGUGAUGGUUACUACAGAUUGAUGGUGAAAUGGACAUUCAACUUAUCCAAAGACGACGAAACGCCUUCUUUGAAAGAGUUGCAUAGAAUAAAAUGCCACGGACCUGUGGGGGGUGCAUUCUCUUAUCGCAAAUUAGAGGAGAAACGUGGAAAGAAACAUGGAUGCUACAUAAUAAGGCAGUGUCAAGAUGAUUAUAAUGUAUAUUACUUGGAUGUUUGCACCAAAAACAGCACGACCGAGACAUACAGACUGGAAUUUAAAGGACAUUGUUACAUAUUCAACAAGGAAGAAUAUUUUAGUAUUGAAAGGCUAGUCAGUUGCCAUCAAAAUCCCGAAGGAAGGAUAUUUCUAAAUGAAUGUAUACCACCUUCAGAAUAUGACAAAUCCCAGUUACUUUUGUGCGGCGAACCAGUGAAGAAAGGUGUUCGCAUUGACCAAGCGGAGUUGCAGGAGAUUCUUAAAGACAACAAGAGCCCCCGUUGCCUGCCUAAUAAAGACAUUUUACUAUAUACAGGAUCGGAGAAGAUGGGAUCUGAAAAUAUUACCGCAACUUAUAAGGCUUUAUGGAAACUCGACGAAACGAAGAAACUGGUUGUCGCUUUUAAAACACUUCAGAGGGAGAAGGCUGCAGACAAUUUGAAGGACUUCAUCGAGUUGGCAAGCAAAUGGGCGUGCGUGCAGUCCAGUUCUAUCGUGAGGCUGUACGGCGUCACACUGAGUUCGCCGACCGCUAUGGUGCUAGAAUACCUACCUUACGGUCCGUUCGACGAUUACUUACGGGAGCACGGCGAGCGCGUGAAGCCGCUGCACCUGAAGAAGGUGUGCGCGGGGCUGGCGCGCGCCCUGUGGGACCUCUCCGAGGCGGGCGUGGCGCACGGCGGCCUGCGCUGCCGGCGGCUGCUGCUCGCCGCGCACAGCGGCGACCGCCUCGUGGUCAAGCUCGCUGGGCCCACGCUGCGCUCCUACACGCACCACGAUGUUCAUUGGAUACCGGUUGAGUUCUACUCCGACCUGAACCAGGCUAAGCGGUCGGUGGUGGCUGACAUAUGGGCGUUCGCUACAACGUUAUGGGAGAUCUUCUCGUACGGGCAAUCGCCCAACGACACGAACCCAGUACUGACUGCAAGGAGCUACGAGAUGGGCGACCGCCUGCUGAGGCCGGCCCGCUGCCCCAGCGAGGUGUGGGCGCUGAUGCGGCAGUGUUGGCAGAGCGACCCUCUCCGGCCGCAGGAGAUCAUGAGGGACAUGAACCACAUGCUGCACAGAGAGUAUGUGCCGAUUCAUACGUAUGAAGAACCGAAGAUUCCUCUCGACCACCUGGAGCAUGCCGAUACAGUUUCAAGUGACAGAUUUAUACCGAGCGAACUCAGCGACGCCGGAAGCAACAAGUCGUUAAUAUCCGUCGACAGCAGUGUUCCAUCGAUGAACGGCACAAUGUCUGAUCAGUACGAUAACCCUUUCUCCGACAACAAGAGCUCCAACUCGCUGGAGAAUAUGAACGCGCUGGCGUACGCGCUACGCGGCGACGCGGGCAGCUGCCGUAGCGGACGUAGCGGACGUAGCGGCCGUAGCGGUCGUAGCGGUCGUAGCAGCGCGUGCGGGCUGCCCGACGACCGCGACGAGCUGGCCGCCAGCGCGGCGCCCCGCUUGAUGGAGUCCAUCGUGUCGCAGGGCAAGACCUACUUGGUCACGCUGACCAAGAAGAUCGGCAGCGGGAACUACGGUCACGUCUACAAAGGUUGGAUGGAACGCGACAACCAGGAAUCUCAGAGGAAAGAAGUGGCAGUUAAAAAGUUGACCCGACAAGCUUCUGAAAGAAAUGGAAACUUGUAUGAAGACUUUAAAAAUGAACUUGAGAUUAUGAAGUCGCUGCAACACAUAAACAUUGUGGAGAUCCUGGGCUAUUCUUGGGACCACGGAUCGGACGUGCUCAUCGUGAUGGAGUAUUUGGAGGAGGGCUCCCUCAACUACUACCUCAAGUUUCAAGGCGACAAACUGCGCAUCUCGCACCUGCUCAAAUACGCCAAGGAUAUUGCCACGGGCAUGGAUCAUGUUUCUGCUAAGAACGUGGUACAUCGAGACCUUGCGACGAGGAACAUAUUGGUUGUAAACAAGUACCAUGUAAAGAUCUCGGACUUUGGUCUCGCCAGGAUAAUACCGAAAGAGGAGAACGCGUACCGAAUCAAAACAGAGAGGCUAUUACCUAUUAAUUGGUACGCGCCCGAGUCGGCCGUGGAGCCGUGGCACUUCUCGACCAAGAGCGACGUGUGGUCGUACGGCGUCACGGCGUGGGAGAUCUUCACUCGUGCGCGACAGGAGGUGCCCAAGUUCGACGUGGAGCGGCCGAGGGAGCGCGCUUCCUGUUUCCAAAUACCUGAAGGCUGCCCAUCGGAGAUAUUUAGGCACCUGAUGAAGGACUGUUGGACCGUCGACCCGAACUUAAGGCCGAAGUUUAUAGAUCUCGUUCAUAUGUGCAAAAGGUUCAUAGAUGAAUACAAG
Iphiclides podalirius (scarce swallowtail) is the source of this 3366-nucleotide messenger RNA. The record is from the annotation of a GenBank genome assembly. NCBI's taxonomy places the organism in Eukaryota, Metazoa, Arthropoda, Insecta, Lepidoptera, Papilionidae.